AUGGAUGAUUUAAAUAAUAGUGUUUUGAUUUAUCAUCAUGAAUCAUCAGAUGAUGAAAGUGAAGAAGGAUCACCACAAGUAGUUUUUAAUUCAGAUUCAACAUUCGGAAGUUCAUUCUAUGUGAGAGGAGAUACUCCCAAUAUUAGGGAAUUGCUUUCUUCUCAAAAUUUAGCAUCUUCAAAGUAUUCAAUUGUAGUGAGAAAGGAUGAUAUCUAUAUCCACACUUCUAUUCAAACAACAAAUCAAAAAGGUUCGGAUAUUGUUGACCAAAUUCCUGGUGCUAUGUUUUUAGUGAGGGAUUUGACUGAAAAAACUACAGAAAAUACUGGUAGAAGUGUAAUGACAGCUAAAUCUCUUAUUGUUGAAACAUCUAAUGUACAACCAGUUUUAAGAUCUUGUUAUUAUGUAGUUUGGUGUCCAUAUUCAACACUUUGUACUUUUAAUAGCGAUUUAGUUUUACAUGAAAGAUCUAAUGGAGAAAUUGUAACACCUGAUAGAUAUUCUCAUAGAGUUCCAAACUCAAAUUUAGCAAGUAGUCCAUCACAAGGAAGUAUUGUAGAUAUAAGUCAAAAUAAUAGCCCAUUUGUUCAAAGAAAUGAAUCAGCAUACGCAUUGGUUGUGAGAACAGUAGAUAUUUCUCAUUUCAAAAAACAAACUCCAAAAUUAGGAUAUCAUUUUCUUUUAAUCACAAUGAGAGAUGAAACAACUUAUCCUCCAUUGUUUUUCCAUGAUGGUGGAUUGGUAGAUUUCAUUUCAGAAUUUAAUAGACAAGUGACAUUGAAAAAGAGUAGUAAAGAUCAGAAUAUUUACUACAUUUCUGCAGAGUCAUCAGAAGCAUCAAAAACCAUCAACCAAUUUAAUUUUGAUGACUAUUUUGAUGAUAUGUAUAAGGAGAAGGAUGGAUACUGGCAAAUCUUGGAGUGGGGAAGUAAAAUUACAAAAGGAGCUAGAGAUUUAACAAGUGCACUAUUCAAUCAAUCAGAUGAACUUUCAGUAGAUAACAAAGUUGGAGGCUCGGAAAAUCUUGCUAUGAGUUUACUCAAAGUAAGGCAAAAGAUGGAAGAGGAAAACAAGGAAGUAGAUGAUUAUUUCAACGAUAUUGAACCAGUCAAAGUUAUAGAUGUACAACAACAAAAGCCUAAAAUUGAAUCACCAGAAGAUAUUGGUUGGACUCCAAGAAUGGAUACUCCAAUCACUGCUGAAUCUUGGAAGACAUACUUUGAUGAGGAAGGUAGAAUUAAGGAUUUCCAAGCUCUUAAGGAAAAAAUUUACUAUGGAGGAGUUGAAAAUAGUAUAAGAAAGGAAGUUUGGAAAUUCUUGUUAGGAUUUUAUCCUCAUAACUCGACCUAUAGUGAAAGAGAAGUUCUGCUCGAGGAAAAGAGAAAGGAAUACUAUGGUUAUAAAUCUCAAUGGACAACAAUUUCUACCAUUCAAGAAUCUAGAUUUGCUCUUUAUAGAGACAGAAAGAGCAGAAUAGAAAAGGAUGUUAUUAGAACAGACAGAACUCAUCCAAUGUAUGCUAGUGAUGAUAGUGAAUGGUUGGUUAUGUUACAUGACAUCCUGUUGACAUACACUUUCUACAAUUUUGAUUUGAGUUAUGUACAAGGAAUGGGAGAUUAUGCCAGUAUUAUGUUAGAAAUUAUGAAAGAUGAAGUAGAAUCAUUCUGGUGUUUUGCUUGUAUAAUGGAAACUAGACAAAGUAACUUUGAGAUGAAUUCUCAAGGAAUGGAAGAUCAAUUAGUGUCAUUGGUUUCUUUGAUCAAAUUACUUGAUCCUGAAUUCUACCGUCACUUACAAUCUGUUGAUGCACUUAACUUGUAUUUCUGUUUCAGAUGGGUGUUAGUGGAGUUGAAAAGAGAGUUUGAUUUUGAAUCAUGCAAAAAUAUGUGGGAAAAGUUAUGGACUGGAAUAUAUGGAAACCACUUCCAUCUUUUCAUCUGUUACGCCAUGUUACAAAAAAUUAGAAACGAGGUUGUCACACAAAAGUAUAGAUUUGAUGAUAUUUUGAAGGCAUGCAUUGAUCUUUCUGGAGCCAUAGAGCUGAACAAUAUUGUUGCACAAGCUGAACGUGCCUACCUUACUUGUAAAAAGAAACUUGAAAAAGAUGCAUCUGUAGUAGAUUCUGAACGAUUAAUGAAGCUGUUGAAUAAAUAA
Messenger RNA from Naegleria gruberi, 2154 nucleotides. RefSeq names its product rabGTPase-activating protein. Lineage: Eukaryota; Heterolobosea; Eutetramitea; Acrasida; Naegleriidae. The record is from RefSeq and is a predicted model, not a curated record. Gene Ontology annotation, biological process: activation of GTPase activity. The transcript has 2 exons. Bases 1 to 2154 code for a protein of 717 amino acids. Gene Ontology annotation, molecular function: GTPase activator activity.